Molecule: messenger RNA, 348 nt
Organism: Parnassius apollo (apollo)
Lineage: Eukaryota; Metazoa; Arthropoda; Insecta; Lepidoptera; Papilionidae
Source: the annotation of a GenBank genome assembly
AUGGCCGAAAAGCCAUACAAAGAUGAUGAACCCAAACCCAGAAUGGUGAUCAGUAGCGGUUAUACUAAUGCCGGAAGACCUGGACCGUGGGUAUCUCCGGUCACAGCUUCCACGUCUUCAUUAGCACAUGUAAGAAAUUAUGCUAGCGUUGUAGUAUAUCACACAUUUCUUAGUACAACCUUUGCCCCGCGGCUUUGCUCGCAUGGGAUUUAUUUACCUAAGGGAAAACCGUCUGUAAAUUUUUCACAUAUCACCACAAAAAAUUUGCCGCUUUGCCGCGGUACAAUUACGAUAAAAAAUCCGUCACUUUAUGCGCUAGACCCUAAUUGCCCAGCGUUACUGAAGUGA